UGUCUGGGUUUUAACAUUGUUCAGUAGACAGUAAAACGUGAACCAUCCAAGCCGCGACUUCUACUGAAAUGGAGCCGCACCAACGCGUAUCACGCAAUUUCCCUUCAGAUCUCAAAUGCAGCGCCGGGACCAGACUGCCUUACAUUGUUAACGCUGAUUUCUCCUGUUCAAGCCAGCAUUUUGUGUUCCGUGAGCCAAACCUGGGUCACAGGCUCCCACGAAACGCAUGAAAUCUCGGCUACGUUUGAGAGCGGGACACACACCGGCAUACUCCCUAACAUGAGGAGGAGUGUUGGCUGUAACCCUGCCCAGACCGGAGGCUCCUGGUAGGGAUGGUGCCGCUGUGAAGAGCCGGUGUGCCGCGUCGGUGGACAAGCCUGUGUGGUCGGGGGUUGAACGGGAGGAGAGGACGUGCCUGGACAACAUGACUGUUUUCAACCAGGAAAAUGUUGAGGAAUUUUAUGAAAUUGGAGACGAGCUGGGGAGCGGUCAGUUUGCUGUGGUCAGAAGAUGUCGGCAAAGGAGCACGGGUGUGGAGUAUGCCGCCAAAUUCAUCAAGAAGCGGCGCAGCAAAUCGAGUCGACGAGGGGUGACGAGGGAGGACAUAGAGCGCGAAGUGAACAUCCUGAAGGAGAUCCAGCACCCGAACAUCAUCACGCUGCACGAAGUCUUCGAGAACAAGGCUGAGGUCAUCCUGAUCCUGGAGCUAGUGGCCGGCGGUGAGCUCUUCGACUUCCUGGCAGAGAAGGAGUCGCUGAGUGAGGAAGAAGCCACUCAGUUCCUCAAGCAGAUCCUGGAUGGAGUCUUCUACCUGCACUGCAAACAAAUCGCUCACUUUGACCUUAAGCCGGAGAACAUCAUGCUGCUGAACCGCUCUGUGCCUCACCCGCGCAUCAAGAUCAUUGACUUUGGCCUGGCCCACAAGAUCGAUUUUGGCAAUGAUUUUAAAAACAUUUUUGGAACUCCAGAAUUUGUAGCUCCAGAAGUAGUCAACUAUGAACCUUUGGGCCUGGAGGCAGACAUGUGGAGCGUCGGUGUGAUAACCUACAUCCUUUUGAGCGGUGCGUCGCCUUUCCUGGGCGAAAACAAGCAGGAGACGCUGGCCAACGUGUCGGCCGUCGACUACACGUUUGACGAGGACUUCUUCAGCAACACCAGCAUCCUGGCCAAAGACUUCAUAGCGAAGCUCCUUGUCAAAGACCCCAAAAAGAGAAUGACGAUUCAGGACAGCCUCCAGCACCCCUGGAUCAAGCCAAAAGACACUCAACAAGCGCUGAGCAGGAAGGAGUCGGCUGUCAACAUGGAAAAGUUCAAGAAGUUUGCAGCUCGAAGAAAAUGGAAACAAUCCGUCCGACUUAUCUCCUUAUGCAACCGCCUGUCCCGCUCCUUCCUGUCCAGGAGCAACAUGAGCGUGGCACGCAGUGAUGACACUCUGGAUGAGGAAGAUUCCUUCGUGAUGAAGGCCAUCAUCCAUGCCAUAAACGACGACAACGUGCCCGGCCUGCAGCAUCUGCUUGGCUCUUUGAACAGUUACGACAUCAACCAGCCCAACAAGCACGGGACUCCGCCCCUCCUGAUCGCAGCCGGCUGUGGCAACAUUCAGAUCAUCGAGGUGCUGAUGAGGAAAGGUGCAGAGAUCAAAGCCCACGACAAGAGUGGAGCCAAUGCCAUCUACUACGCAGCGAGACAUGGCCAUGUCGAGACCCUGAGAUUCCUCCAUGAAAAGAAAUGCCCUCUGGAUGUCCAAGAUAAGUCUGGAGAGACAGCUCUUCAUGUGGCGGCUCGCUAUGGCAACGUGGACGUGGUGAGCUACCUGUGCAGCAUCCGGGCCAACCCAGACCUGUCUGACAGGGAGCAGGAGACCCCGCUGCAUUGCGCUGCCUGGCAUGGAUACUCGGCAGUAGCCCGGGCACUCUGCCAGACAGGCUGCCAUGUGGACGCGAAGAACCGCGAGGGCGAGAGUCCGCUGCUGACAGCAUCUGCUCGGGGCUUUGUGGACAUCGUGGAGUGCCUGGUGGAACACAAGGCCGAUAUGGAAGCGACUGACAAGGACGGCCACACAGCCCUGCACCUGGCCGUACGGAGGUGUCAGGUUGAAGUGGUCCGCUGCCUCCUCAGACACCACUGCCACCUGGACCAGCAGGAUCGCCAUGGCAACACGCCGCUGCACAUCGCGUGUAAGGACGGAAACCUGCCCAUCGUCAUGGCGAUCUGCAGCGCAAAGGCCAUCCUCGACAUCCCCAACAAGUAUGGCAGAACUCCCCUCCACCUGGCUGCUAACAACGGGAGCCUCGAGGUGGUUCGUCACCUCUGCCUGGCCGGAGCCAACAUCGACGCCGUCACCAAUGAUGGAAAGACAGCGGAGGAUUUGGCUUCUACUGAUCAACACGAACACAUUGUUUCUUUGCUGGGGAAGCUUAAAAAGGACAACCACAAACUGAGCUACAUCCAGCAGCUGCGGCCCACUCAGACUCUGCAGCCCAGGAUCAAGCUGAAGCUGUUUGGACACUCUGGAGCUGGGAAGAGCACCCUGCUGGAGUCCCUGAAAUGUGGCAUCCUGCGCAGCUUCUUCAGGAGGAGGAGGACACGCAUGACCAACACGGCCCGACACCCCAACUCCCCCAUCAACUCCAAACCUCCCGUGUCAGUGAGUAUUUCCAACUUGUACCCAGGCUGUGAGAACGUGAGCGUGCGGAGCCGCAGCAUGAUGUUUGAACCCAGCCUCACCAAAGGCGUCCUGGAGGUCUUCUCCCCCGUCCACAAUGCUCUGUCCGCAGCUGACGACCAGGCCACAAAGGCCAUUGACAUCCAGCACGCCAGCAUCCACGGUGUGGGGGAUUUCAGCGUGUGGGAGUUUUCGGGGAACCCGGUCUAUUAUUGCUCCUACGACUACUUUGCAGCCAACGACGUCACGGCGAUCCAUCUGGUGCUGUUCAGCCUGGAGGAGCCGUACGAGACCCAGCUGGGCCACAUCACCUACUGGCUGAACCUGCUGAAAGCCCUCACCCUGCCCCAGGACAACAUCGCUUUUGGAGGUCGGAUCCAGCAGCCUCUCAUGGUCGUCCUGGUGGCAACUCACGCUGACCUCGCUGACGUCCCCCGAGCUUUCUCUGGAGAGUUCAGCUAUGACAAGGAGAGCGCUCUUCUCAAGGAAGUCAGGAACAGGUUCGGGAACGACCUGCAGAUCAGUGACAAACUGUUUGUGGUGGAUGCUGGAGCCUCAAACUCCAGAGACAUGAAGCUGCUGAGGAGUCACCUGCAGGAACUUCGCACCAACAUCAUCUCUAGGUGUAGUCCCAUGAUGCUGUUGUCGGAGCGUUUGCUGACCACGCUGCCGACCUGGAGGAAGCUGAGCGGACCCAACCAGCUGACGUCAUGGCAGCAGUUUGUCAGCGACGUCCAGGAGCACAUCAACCCUCUGGUCAGCCAGGAUCACCUGCGCACACUGGCCCUGCAGCUUCACAGCAUGGGGGAGAUCAACAUAAUGCAGAGCGAGACGGUGCAGGAUGUUGUUCUGCUGGAGCCUCGCUGGCUCUGCAGCAACGUCCUCGGCAAGCUGCUCUCCGUGGAGACGCCCAAGGCCAUCCACCACUACAGGGGGCGCUACAGGCUGGAGGAGGUGCAGGCUCUGGCUCCGGAGAGCGACGUGGACGAGCUGCUGCAGAUUCUAGAUGCCAUGGACGUCUGCGCCCGCGACGCCACCAACCCCUCCAUGGUGGACGUUCCAGCCCUCAUCAAGACAAACGGCCUCCACCGCUCCUGGACCGAAGAGGAGGAGGAGGAGUCGCUGAUCUACGGCGGGGUACGACUUGUCCCUGCCGAGCACCUUACCCCCUUCCCCUGUGGCCUGUUUCACAAACUGCAGGUGAACCUGUGUCGCUGGAGCCACCAGCAGAAGCCAGAGGAGGAGGGCGGGGAGGAUAUCGACGGAGAUAUCCACCUGUGGACCAACGGAGCCAAGGUGAGCCAGGGCGCAGUGGAGGCCAUGAUUCUGCUGGUCAACCACGGCCAGGGGGUGGAGAUUCAGGUGCGUGGACACGACUCAGAGCGGGCCAAGUGCUACACCCUGUUGGACACCAUCUGCAGUAUAACGGAGAACCUACUGGCCUCCACGCUCCCCGGACUGCUCACAGCCAAAUACUACCUGAGUCCUCAGCAGCUACGGGAACACCACGCCCCCAUCAUGAUCUACCAACCCAAAGAUUUCUUCCGCGCCCAAGUCCAGCGGGAAACUUCCCUCACCAACACCAUGGGUGGCUACCGGGAGAGCUUCAGCAGCAUCCUGGCUUUUGGCUGCGCUGAAGUUUACCAGCAGGGGAUUCUGGGAACAGACAUCCACAUAUCGGACGUCCCCUUGUUGGCUCGCAGGAAGCUCUGCCGCAUGUUGGACCCCCCUGACGCUCUGGGGAAAGACUGGUGCCUGCUGGCCAUGAACCUCGGCCUCACGGACUUGGUGGCCAAACACAGCAACGGGACUCCGAACGGCGCCUCUGAGCUGGACUCAGACCAAGACUCCCAGCAGGCCGUGCUGCAGCCCAGCCCGACUGCAGCGCUGCUGCAGGAGUGGAGCGGGCGAGCAAACGGCACGGUCGGCGUGCUGAUGGCCAAACUGAGGGAGCUCGGCCGUCGAGACGCCGCCGACUUCCUGCUCAAAGCUUCUCCUGUUUUCAGGGUCAACAUGGAGGCAGUGGGAGGGGCCGCCAACGGCUACCCGCCCACCUGCAACGGAGGCACAUCGUACAACUCCAUCAGCUCGGUCAUAUCCCGCUGAACCGAACACGGUCGACUUUCUGUCCUCGCCAGACGUCAGACAGUCGGUCUGAUGGGACAUUUCGCCUGAACAGGGCCGCGACAGACUCGUGUGCGAAUGAACAAGUGCAAUCGUUACCAGAGAGUCCAGCUGCUCGCUCUUCAAUCACUCCAUUAAGUCGGCGUAUGAGCCAGAUGUUGUGUUUGUGCUCUCACCUGUACAGCUGACCUUUCCUUCCACUAUGAAUGUUGUGAAAGAACUAAACGUCCUGAGCUCCAAAGAGGAAUCCUGUGCUUAUAUUCUGUUCUUAAUCUUGUUGUGCUGCUUUUCUAAUAUUCCCUCCUGCUCUACUGUACACGCAAGUCUCCCUCCGCUCACAGAUAACAGUCAGAAAGUUGAACUCUCUACAUGGAGGAACGGACGUGGUUCAAAAAGAAGGUAGCCUCAUGUUUGGACCUUUUUUCAUAUCCAUCCUUCAGUAAAAACUGAGGAUUUUAUUGUAUCAGUGUACAUGAGGAGGCUGUCGUCUUUACUCACUCCAUCCGUCACAACAUACGGUGAAAUCUCCCCCCUCGCUUCUGUUUUACUGGUGUAACAUUUGGCCGUUCAGCGUAGUAUUUAAUAAAUUAACAGCAUUUUUCAGAGUGCCUUUGUGGCCUUCUACCUCCCUAAAGAGCACAAAUAGUCUUGUUAUAAAAACAAAGUAGUUCUUUCUAACAUUUGAAGAACUGUGCCUUGUUGACACGAAUAGUAAAAAUUUCUAUCAAGCAGAAAGAAAAAGAUUAUUAAAGAAAGAACACGAAAAAGAAAAGCUUGGCUCAUUUUACAAAGUUUUGAAAUUUGAAUUUCACUGGCAAAAAAAAACCAAAACAAAAAACAAACACGACUGAAAUCAGAUCGUUAGAUUUUCUGCUGUUUGUUUAAUGUUUGGGAGUCGGUCAGGAGAUGAAUGAGACGUGAUAUUAAAUCAGUGUGGAGUCUGUGUGAUGCUCUGUGGAAGCCGUGGGCUCAAAGGGAAACUACUUCAUUCAUUUUUAAUCGGUGUAUUUGUGGGUUUUUUACCGCUGACCUUCUCGUAGUUUUAUCCCUCAUUCAUCCAUCUAACAACACCAAUGAUUUGUUGAUUGAUUUGGUGACGCUUUAUUUUACAGGUUUGUUACUUCCUGAUACUUUCUUGAAAGUUUCCUGAACCGUGUAAUUACAGGAGAAAUAGUCCCAAAGUGUCUGUUUGACCUGUGAUUAUUAAAUAAACUGGAAGUUACAGACAGGUGAAAUAAAGCAUUACCAUGACUUUUUUGGUGAUUCUUCGUUUUAUAUGUCCCAGAGUUUCUUGAUAAUCUCCAGGGAGUUUUCCCGUAAAGAACAAUGUAAUUUGGUACUAAUUCAGAUAAUUGUCUCAGACUUUUCUCUUGUUAGUGUUUCGACUUGGACUUUUCUCAGUCUCAAGCGACGGUCUCGCUCAUUACAGUCUUUGUUCGCACACUUUUCCCACCUUGUUGCUCUUUGCAUUAGAGAUGCGUCAUUUACAAGAGCAGGUGAUGUUUAAUUUCUAUAGUGUGUCUUUGCCAUUUAACAGGCAAGCGUCAUCAUGUUGAACGUGCAGUUCAUGAGUGGACAGAUGUCGAACUCUUUUUUUUUUUUAGAUUUAAUUAUAUCUUUGUUGUGAUCGUAGUUUUAACAGAUAAUGCAACAUUUAGGCAAAUAGAAGUUUCAACAUUUCAAACUUUUCUAAACUGAGGAAUAGUGGUGAGUUAAAUUACCAUUGACUGUCACAAUGAACAGUAAGAAUAAUUUAAUUUUUCUGUCUUUUGUUCCCUCAGUAUUGACUGAAGUUGUCCUGUUGUGACAUCACAAAGUUCAGGAAGUCCUGACGGCUGGUUUUAAGGCUCAGUUUCUGAAUACAGGCUGUGUGCAUUUCUCUGUGGACUGAGGCUUUCACAGUAUUAAUAUACAAACUAGACCUGCUUUAUAAUCAAAGAACUUAAUAUAGAAUUUAUACAUUAUGGGACCUUUAAAAGAAGUGUUAAAAUCCAACCAUAAUACACUCUGCGUUAUGUUAAGAGCUAAUUGGAGCGAAUAAAUUAAUAUAAUUAUCUUUCCGGGAACCUUCAUAUAGAUUUUUCAUUCACAUAUCAAACCCUCUCCAGGAAACUAUUAGGAAACCAUGGGACCUGUAAAAUAAAGUGUAAAUAUAAAUGUGUUCACCAUUUACACAAAGGGAACUGUAGCCAUUUUUACAGAAAAAGGAGAGUUUUUUUCCUAAAGUACAGUGUCUUACUGAAGGCGUUGAUCCUUCCAGCAUCUAGAUUUAUUUGCUGUAGUGGGUUCACACAUCGUCGCUGAGCGUUAAUGUUAAAAAUCAUCAUGGCAGACGGAGUGAAGCUCAGCACUGACGCUGCUAAUCUUCAGGGUCCAAACUGAGAACCCAAACUGUGCACUCAUACAGCGUACUCUGAAGAGAAAGUGCCAUCAAGGUGAUAAAAAAAACAACCUAAAGGAAGGUGAAUUUUGUCUUUUGUACCAAGCUAAAAAGUGAUGUAUUAUAUCUACAGCCUGACACUGCACCUUUUUAAUGCUUCCUCAACAGGUUUUCUGCAUUAGUGACCAGUGCUUGGACGUCAACAGUCAUGUUACCGUCCACAGUGUCAGAGUUUCGCUCGGUGGCAUUGACUCCUGCUUCUGUCUGAGCUUCUCUCAGUAUCGCUGUCAGUGUCGGUCGGCCACGCGUGGCUUCACAUCUUCUUUCAGUUUGUCUUUUUCAUAACGCGAAGCUGCGGCUCGGACACGGUCAGCAAAAGCAGGGAAAAAGAAAGAAGGCAUGAAGUUAGUAUUGUUAGCUGAAAAAGGCCAAAGGCUGCUGAUGACAGAAAUGACCCAGAAAAGCAUUUUCACCUUGUGUAAGCUGGUAUUUUAUAAUGUUUGUGACCUGACAUGGACCCGAAAAUGCUUCUUAUUUCAGUACAUAUGUGAUGAUGUUGGGAAAAGAGUCUUUCAUUCUUAAAAAGUUAAACUUUGCGGAUGUAAAGGGCCUUUACAUCAGGACAUAGUGUCACAGUUUGAUAGAAGAAAAGCUCUGUGCCAGUAUUUCCUGUCUGCUUUACUUCCUCUCCAGUGUUAACAUCUGUGCACAGAGAUGAAACGAGACUUUAAAGACUAUUUCAAAUAUGUACUCCUUCACUAUUUUUGUCUCAGCCUGAACUUGCCAAUUGACACAGCAAACGUCUUGCUGUGAUGUAAAUACUCGAGGCCUGUGUCCUCGACUUCGUCCUCUCUUUUCUGUUUGUUUUCAGCUCACUUAUUUUCUUUUUUUUUUUUUUUUUUGCCCAAAUAUGUUGAUUACAACGAGGCAAAAUGAAUGUACUACACAAUCUUCCUAAGAAUAAGGUGACAAGUAAAGAAAACAAUGAAACCCCGACGUGUGUACAAAAACAUGACGCAGUGAAAUGUCACAAACUGGUCAUGAACAUUGUUUUAUUUUCUUAUUUUAUUAAGGCUUUUGUUGAAGUUGUGUAUAAUCGUUGCCAAUGUCACACUCACAUUCAUUCCUCUGUUAUUGCCUUGUACAGUAUACAAAUGAGAAGUGAUUCUUCAGAAAGGGAAGUGAAUAUUAUGUUUCUGUUUCUCUUGUUCCAGAAAAAGAGGCACUUUUUUUUUUUUUUUGGUAAAAUCUGAGAAUCAAUAUAACAUUAUUAAGUCUCUCUCGGAUGCUUCUGGCUGCGGGUCCAACUGAAACACCAGGAUUUAAAGGUUUUCUCAGAAACAUGUUUCUGGUGGACGGAGGAAAGACGUACUCGAUGUUUCUUCUGAGUGAAUUUUCCCCUCGUAGACUCCGGUCUGAUCGCCACAUUGCACAAGCGUUUUUGUUGCUAUUUAUGUUACGUUCUUUAAGCAUGUCUUGGAAUGCCAUGUUCUUAGUACUUCUGACACUUUAUAGUGUAAUACAUUUUGUAAUAAAUUCUUUACCUAA
This is a messenger RNA of Seriola aureovittata, 8717 nucleotides long. It is a transcript of the gene dapk1, whose product is annotated as death-associated protein kinase 1. Bases 425 to 4771 code for a protein of 1448 amino acids. Gene Ontology annotation, cellular component: nucleus; cytoplasm. The record is from RefSeq and is a predicted model, not a curated record. The transcript is spliced from 26 exons. Gene Ontology annotation, biological process: intracellular signal transduction; positive regulation of apoptotic process; protein phosphorylation. NCBI's taxonomy places the organism in Eukaryota, Metazoa, Chordata, Actinopteri, Carangiformes, Carangidae. Gene Ontology annotation, molecular function: ATP binding; protein binding; protein serine/threonine kinase activity.